Molecule: messenger RNA, 2331 nt
Organism: Lampris incognitus (smalleye Pacific opah)
Lineage: Eukaryota; Metazoa; Chordata; Actinopteri; Lampriformes; Lampridae
Gene: dlg4a
Product: disks large homolog 4
Exons: 21
Coding region: 1-2331 (776 amino acids)
Biological process (GO): chemical synaptic transmission; AMPA glutamate receptor clustering; postsynaptic neurotransmitter receptor diffusion trapping
Cellular component (GO): neuromuscular junction; neuron projection; postsynaptic density membrane
Molecular function (GO): kinase binding
Source: RefSeq, a predicted model, not a curated record
AUGUCUCUGCCCGUCAGGAAUCUAAAGUGUCUGUCGCCCGUCAUGUGUCAGUGUAAGGUCAUUUGCAGCAACCGAACCCUCUCCCUCAUGUUCGGGUGCAAGAAAUACCGGUACCAGGAUGAGGAGACGCCCCCCUUGGAGCACAGUCCAUCCCACCUGGCUCCAGGGAAAAGUGCUGAGAUGCUUCAUAUGAGUGACAAGAAUCUUGCUGCCAUGGAGGCCCUGCAUGGCUAUACACCACACACACACAUUUCUCCCGUCAAGGGAAAUUCUCCCCCAGUGGUGGUGAACACUGACACACUGGAUGGCUCGCCAUAUGUGAAUGGCACAGAGGGGGAAAUCGAGUAUGAGGAGAUCACAUUGGAGAGAGGUAACUCAGGGCUAGGCUUUAGCAUAGCAGGGGGAACAGACAAUCCCCAUGUGGGUGAUGACCCCAGCAUCUUCAUCACCAAGAUCAUACCAGGAGGAGCUGCUGCUCAAGAUGGGCGGCUAAGUGUGAACGACUGCAUCCUGUUUGUGAAUGAUGUGGAUGUAAGGGAGGUGACACACAGCCAAGCAGUGGAGGCUCUGAAGGAGGCAGGUGCUAUCGUCCGCCUCUACGUUCUUCGCAGGAAGCCAGCUGCAGAGAAAGUCACUGAGAUAAAACUCAUCAAAGGGCCCAAAGGUUUAGGUUUCAGCAUCGCUGGAGGGGUGGGGAACCAGCAUAUACCAGGAGAUAAUAGUAUCUAUGUCACCAAGAUCAUUGAGGGCGGGGCUGCUCACAAAGAUGGGCGUCUGCAGAUCGGGGAUAAAAUACUAGCGGUGAACAAUGUGUGUCUGGAAGAUGUGAUGCAUGAGGACGCAGUUGGGGCUCUGAAGAACACAGCCGAGGUGGUCUACCUCAGGGUGGCCAAGCCCAACAACCUGUAUCUGACCAACUCCUACAACCCUCCGGACCUCACCAGCACAUAUUCGCAUAUGGACACAGACCUCAGUCAUCCCAACUACCUUGGGUCAGAUUACCCACAAGCUCUUACUCCCACCUCGCCUAGCCGGUUCUCUCCUGUUUUGCACGGCAUGAUGGCAGAUGAAGACCUGCCCAGGGAACCUCGAAGAGUGCUAAUCCAUCGAGGCUCCACCGGGCUGGGUUUCAACAUUGUGGGAGGAGAAGAUGGUGAGGGCAUCUUUAUCUCCUUCAUUCUAGCAGGGGGUCCUGCUGACCUCAGUGGAGAGCUGCAUAAAGGCGAUCAGAUCCUUAGCGUGAAUGGCGUUGACCUGCGCAUGGCCACACACGAACAGGCAGCUGCAGCAUUGAAGAAUGCUGGCCAGACAGUGACCAUCAUUGCUCAGUACAGGCCAGAUGAAUAUAGCCGUUUUGAGGCUAAGAUCCAUGAUUUGAGGGAGCAGCUGAUGAACAGCAGUAUGGGGUCUGGGACCACAACUCUAAGGAGCAACCCAAAGAGAGGCUUCUAUAUUAGGGCUCUUUUUGACUAUGACAAGACUGCAGACUGUGGCUUCCUUAGUCAGGCACUGGGCUUCAGGUUCGGGGAUGUGCUGCACGUGUUGGAUUGUGGGGAUGAGGAGUGGUGGCAGGCCCGCAGGGUUAGCCCUCAGAAUGAAGCUGAGGAGGUUGGCUUCAUCCCCAGCAAGCACAGGGUAGAAAGGAAAGAGUGGUCUCGUGUUAACGCCAAAGAGAGGGUAAGCAACACAGGCAGCCAAAUGCGGGACAAUGCCUCUCACAGUUAUGAAACAGUCACACAAGUGGAAGUUCAUUAUGCGAGGCCCAUCAUAAUACUGGGACCCGUAAAGGACAGGAUAAAUGAUGACCUGCUGUCAGAGUUCCCCGAUAAGUUUGGCUCUUGUGUCCCGCACACCACUCGGCCCAAGAGGGAGUAUGAAGUGGAUGGGCGGGAUUAUCACUUUGUGUCAUCACGGGAACAGAUGGAGAAGGACAUCCAGAGCCACCGCUUCAUCGAGGCGGGCCAGUACAACAGCCACCUUUAUGGCACCAGUGUCCAGAGUGUCCGUGAGGUGGCUGAGCAGGGGAAACACUGCAUCCUGGAUGUGUCGGCCAAUGCUGUGCGUAGAUUACAAGCUGCUCAGCUCCACCCUAUCGCCAUCUUUGUCCGGCCCAAGUCACUGGAGAAUGUCCUAGAGAUCAACACUCGCCUGACUGAGGAGCAGGCCAGGAAAGGCAUGGACCGAGCCCUUAAACUAGAACAAGACUUCCUAGAGUGUUUCUCAGCUGUCGUGGAAGGGGACAGCUUUGAAGAGGUUUACCACAAAGUAAAGACAGUGAUCGAGGAGCAAUCAGGGCCUUACAUCUGGAUUCCCACUCGAGAGAGGCUGUGA